Messenger RNA from Anopheles maculipalpis, 1040 nucleotides. RefSeq names its product pyridoxal kinase. Gene Ontology annotation, cellular component: cytosol. Lineage: Eukaryota; Metazoa; Arthropoda; Insecta; Diptera; Culicidae. Bases 85 to 1014 code for a protein of 309 amino acids. The transcript is spliced from 3 exons. Gene Ontology annotation, biological process: pyridoxal 5'-phosphate salvage. Gene Ontology annotation, molecular function: pyridoxal kinase activity. The record is from RefSeq and is a predicted model, not a curated record.
UAAUAACAAUUGCAUGUUUACAGCCGCACGCCGUUAGUUCGCAUUGAGCAGCCGAGUAAUACGCAUAAGCCCGAGACGAACAUCAUGGCCAGCGGUGGUUUUAAUCGUGUGCUAUCAAUCCAAAGCCAUGUCGUUCAUGGACAUGUGGGAAACAAGAGCGCUGUCUUUCCCCUGCAGGUGCUCGGGUUCGAAGUGGAUCAAAUCAAUUCGGUACAGUUUUCGAACCACACCGGGUACAAAAACGGUUUCAAGGGGCAGGUGCUGAACGAGAAGGAACUGGCGGACGUCUACGCCGGACUGGUGGACAAUGAUUUGCACAAACUUUACACCCAUCUGCUCACUGGAUACGUGGGCAAUCCGGCGUUCCUCCGCGAGAUCGCAACCAUUCUCAAAUCUCUACGCGCUGUGAACGAGAAGCUGAUUUACGUAUGCGACCCGGUGAUGGGAGACGAUGGCAUAAUGUACGUGCCGAAGGAAUUGCUUCCUAUUUAUCGCGAUGAAAUUGUUCCACUCGCUGACAUCAUCACGCCGAACCAGUACGAAGUGGAGCUACUGACUGGAAAGGAGAUCAAAACGGAGACGGACAUUUGGGAUGCAAUGCAAUGGUUUCACGAGAAAGGCGUCCGAACGGUUGCCAUUUCAUCGUCCGAGCUGGGAGCGAAAGAUACACUGCUGGCGUAUGUUAGCAAUCGCACCACCACGGCCGGAACGGAAAAGUACCGACUAAGCAUUCCGAAGCAGGGCAACAACGUUAUCCGCUUCACCGGUACGGGUGAUCUGUUUGCAUCGCUCUUUUUGGCACACUCCACACUGACGAACUACGAUAUUGGUGCUACACUGGAGCGAGCAAUUGCCACGCUGCAAGCGGUAAUUACGAAGACGCUAAGCUUCAUCCCGGAACCGGUACUCCAGGGUAAAGUGGCCGUAACGUCGCAAGAACGGGAGCUGAAGCUGAUCCAAAGUAAGGCCGAUAUCGAACAGCCGAAGAUUACUUUAAAGUGUGAAAAGAUUUAAAGACCGUUAUGGCGAAUUUUGUGACC